This is a messenger RNA of Styela clava, 1462 nucleotides long. The record is from RefSeq and is a predicted model, not a curated record. Lineage: Eukaryota; Metazoa; Chordata; Ascidiacea; Stolidobranchia; Styelidae.
AAUGCGAAUUUAGUAUGUAUACCGUAACUAGAUAUAUAUAAGUAUAAGGUUUUCCUUGCGCGUCAAUAACCAUAUACUAUAAUAACCAUCCGCAUUCGUUCGAAUGAUUGUUUUUUGACUGCAUAUCAUGUGGAUUUCGGAACGACAGCAUCGUAUUGUGUGUGAUAAGAUCCCUGCAAUCGGCGAUAGUCUUACCACCGGGACAUAGCAAUAAGCGAACUGAAAAAGUUUCCUGAAUAUGGUAGUAAACAUACGGUGAAAUGACGACAUAAAAAGAGCAUUGAUUGACAUUGUUAAAAACACUCGUUAUACAAGUUCAUUGAAAAAUUGGAGAUUCGUGAAAACGAAGCAGUCGAGAUUGUCAUGAAAACCAUGUACUAUAAUGGGUAACUUCUAUGUGCAAAUGGCAUCUAUCGCGAUGUACUACCAAUGGUACUUUGUCCUGGUAAUGCAAUGCUAUAGUCGAAUAGCCAUUUUCUGUAUAGCUUUCUUAGACAUAUAUAUAAAUUGAGCGAAUGCUUCAUAGAACUAUCGCAUUGAUUGCGUUUCCAGAUAUUGAUGAUUGUUCAUCGAAUUCAUGUCAAAACGGAGGAAUUUGCAUCGAUGGAGUGAAUGAAUUCUCGUGUAGCUGUACAGUAGGAUACAGAGGAACACUUUGUGAGGAAGGUCUCCCUACCAGCUGUUCUGACGUCACUGAUAUGGACCUCGCUAAAGAGGGUCAAGCGGGAAUUUACAUUAUAUGCACAAAGCAUAGAACCUCUUGUUAUGAAGUUUUUUGCUAUACGGAUCCCGAUUUUGGUGAUGGCUGGGUCGUAUUCCAGCGGCGAUUUGAGCAAGAGACUCAGGUUGAUUUUGAUGUUGAUUAUGAAAAAUAUGUUGAAGGAUUUGGAGUUCUAACCGGAGAAAUGUGGCUCGGUUUACAGAAAAUCUAUGAACUUACAAACGGAAGACAUAAUGAACUACUCAUCGAACUAACGGAUUGGGGUGGUCUGAAAAGAUAUGCAUUAUAUUAUUGGUUCUCGUUGGAUUCACCUGAAAAAAAAUUCAAACUUAACGUUGAUUCAUCGCAAUUCUAUGGAAAUGCAGGAGAUUCUCUGGUGUGUGACGUCGGAUAUAAAUUUCGUGCGGGAGGCGACGAUGUUUGCUCUAAAACGUAUAAAGGGGGAUGGUGGUUCGGAGAAGAAAACUGUGGCUUGUCAAAUUUGAAUGGUCCUUAUAAGUCUCUGAGUUAUAUCGAAAAUGGAGACUACAAGUAUGAAAGACUUCCUGUCGAUUUCUGGGCUACGUGGCCCAGGAUCGGUGGUGAUAGUCGAUAUUAUCCUAUGAAAGAAACUAAAAUGAUGUUCAGAAAUGUUUGAUAAAUCCGACAUAUCUUUUUCUUUUCUUUUUUGUUAAUAAUACAAACUAUAUGUAUUAAAUAUAGCAUAUUACAAAACGUUAUGUGAUUCUGUCUGUUAGCGGG